AUGAUCUUUGCUCCCGUAGUGGGCUCCAUGUCUGAUCGCAUGGGCCGCAAGAGGAUCCUCAUUGCGGUGGCUUUGGGCUCCGCAUUUGUGAAUUUUAUGCAGGCGAAAGCCGUCAACUUGACUCAGAUUCUGUUCGUGCGGGCCAUGGGUGGCUUCGUGUCCAGCGGCGGCCCGGUGUACACCGCCUAUCUGAUGGAAGAGACCUCCAGUGAAGAAGAAUUACGCGAGGUCUUAGUGCUGCAGCGCCUGGUGGUGACCAUAGGCGCUAUUCUUGGACCUCUCAUUGCGAAGAUCUUUUGGUAUUGGAGCUUUCAAACCUUGUGCUAUGGAAUGAUUUGCACCAACAUCGUUUGGACGCCCAGGGUUGGGCGCCGUGAUCGGGUUGCUGUUCUACGCAGAAGCCUGGCGUGGCAUUUCACGACGUUGGUUGUUUUGGCGCAACGGCUAACGCCGCAUUCUUGGAUUUUCUGCGGCCAUGCGUUGCCCGCAGCACUUCCGAACAACGCGCCCGCCAUGGCUCCGGUGGGAGAAGCAGCAACCGCAUGGGCGCAAGCCAUGGAACAUUUUGCGGGCAAGAAGCCGGAUGAGGCCUUAAAGAUUGGCACGGCUUUGCAAGCCAAGGGCAAAGAGAGCGGCGUGAAGAUGACCGAGACCGGCGGCGCAGUGGUUUGCGCCGUGGCAAGUCUCUUCAAAGGCGCCUCAGGUCCCGAGUUCGUAGACGCCCUGAAAGCGUUGAACGCCACCUGGAGCGAAGCCAUUGCCCUGCUCUCCGGCCCUGCGACCGCCAGUGGUGUGAGCCCAGCAUGGGCCAAAGCAGCCGAGGUGGCGAAAGCCGUAAGCAGCCGAGCCUCUGGGGAUAAGGCGCUGAAGACAGCAUUAGAUCUGGCCAAGGAGAUCGGACUCGCUUGGACCGAGAAGUGCCGUCGUUAUACCGGCCCCGGAACACUGGAGGGGUACACGCCUCUGAGCUUGGCGGACUUGGGCAGUGCGCAGCCAGAGGAUGAAGCCGCCCUGAAGGCGGCCGCCGCCGCACCGCAGAAGUUGACAGAUCCCAAGCAGAAGGCUACAGCAUUGGUGAAGGCCCUGCAGUCGGGAUGUUGUCGGGAACUCCGCGGAUUUGCAGGUGGACAAAAGGCCGCCCUGGCGCAACUGGAGAUGGAGAAUCCACAGCUGGAGGAUGCAUUGAAAGACGCGAAGCAGGCCCUUUCCACCUUCAGAGAAGUGAACUCGCUGGAAGGUGAAGGUACCGCACUGCGCGCGGUGGCUCUGAGUGCCUUGGGACAGGAUGCCUUUGGCUCCCUGCAGGCGGCGAAUCAAUCGCUGAAAACCUUCAAGGAGAUCGGCCACGUCAAGGGGCAGGCUGCAGCAAUCCAUGCCAUUGCCAUGGCGCACAUGGGCAAGGACAGCACAGACGACUGCAUCUUCCGUGGCGGAGAGGCCUUGAAACUGGCGCGACAGGUGGGUGACAGGAUGCGAGAGGUCGGCAUUUUGACCACCCUGACGGAGGCCUAUUUGACGCAAGGCAUCUUGGGUCGCGCCUUGUCCCACGCACAGGAAGCAUUGGAGCUGGCAAGGAGCCUGGGCGACAAGCUGCUUUUGGCCAAAGUCCUCUGCUUGGUGGCGAAAAGCUCAGCGGAGAAUGCCAGCACACCGGGACAAGAGGCGCUACAGAUGUACCAGGGCAUGGGGCUCAAGGACAAGGAGAGUGUGGCCUUGGAUGCGAUGGCUGGCGAUGCCAACGCGCUGAAGGUCGGCCAAACCUUGGCGGACAAGUUUCGUCAGGCCGGUGACAAGAAGGAGGAAGCCGCCUGCAUGUUCGUCUUGGCAAACAUUCACAAGGCUUCCCAGGAAACGGACCAAGCCCUGCGCGCUGCGCAAGGGGCCUUGGCCUCGUAUAAGGCCGCCAACGACCGGAAGGGCGAAGCGAAGACCUCUAAACUUUUGGCCCAGAUCCGAUUGGAGAAGGAAGAGCCGGGUGAAGCUCUUCGCGCGGCCGAGCAGGCUUUCAGCCUUUACCGCACCAUGACCUUCCCCAGCCGCGAGAGUCGUGAUGCUGAGAUCCUAUGUUUGAAGGCCAUGGUGGAUGCCCAGGCGGCCAUGGGUAGCCUGGAUGAAGCCAUGCGUUUGGCGACGGAGCAGCAACGGCGCUACAAGGGACUCAAGGAAAAGAAAGGCGAAGGAAGUGCGCUCCUGAUGAUCGCCAAACUACACCAGCUACGGGGCGAGACCGAAGACGCUCUCAAUGCCUUGGUGCAGAGCCCUGCGCUCUUCCUGGCCGUAGGCGAUCGUCGUGGUGAAGGUGAAGCAUGGCAGAUGAUCGCCAAGAUUCACCUGAGCCGAGGUGACGCACAGCAAGCCCAGCGGUCGGCAGAGGAAUGCGCGCUGGCCUACAGGAAGCUGGGCGACAAGAAGGGCCGCGCCGAAUCAGCACAGCUGGUGGCGGACGUGCACUUCGCACUGGCCUCGAUGGGGUUGGGCAACCCGCAGGAGGCCUUGAAGGCGUCGCAGGAAGCCGUUCAGCUGUACCAGGAGUUGGGAGAGAAACAACAGGCAGCCAUUUCUCUUCACAUUUUGGCCAAUGCGAAUUUGAUGAACCGCAACUUCGAGGAUGCCUUGAAAGCGGCGCAGGACGCAGAGACGGCCUUCCGUGCCCUGCGAGACACCGUGGGCGAGGCGGGCUCUCUGAUGCUUCAGUCGGGUGCUCACGUGGGCAACCGCGACUUCGAGGAAGCCAAGAGAUGUGCCAAGGAGUCUCGGGAUAUGUUCAAGUCCGCGGGAGACUACCAGGGAGAGGAUUCCAUCGAAGAUUUCAUGGAUCACGUGGAGGGCUAUGAGAAAGGUCGACAGAGCCUGGACGACUUCCGCGGCUUCUCCAUGCGUCGCACGGAUCCCAUGGUCAGCAAGGGACAGACGCGACGGGAACGCGCGCCCAGGAAGCCCAGACAGAUGUCUAACAUCUCCGACAUCGAACUCAUCAAGAUGGAUUCCUCCAAGGAGGGAAAGGUCACCUUGGCCUUCUUUGAUGGCUUUGAGAGUCGAGCAGCAGGCGGUGGCGGUCGACCGGCGCCCAAGGCCGCCGCAGGCCCCGGCGGCGCCGGCCCAGCGCUGGGGGUGCCGGAGAAGGAACAGGUGCUCUACAGCGUGCGCUGGGUUCAGGCCGCGGCGGGGAAGAAGACCGAGAGCGGCGCCAAGAAGACCCGGCGCGAGUUCACGAAGGAGGAAGAUAAGCGGCUGGUGAGCACGGCUGCGUUGGGAGCUCCUAAGGAGAACUGGGGUGGUCGCUAUGCAAAGUCCGAUCACCUGGAAGACGUGAGCGGCAAGAGAGGGCACCUCCCCACGGUCUCCGCCCCGGAGUGGCUCGCCGCAAGGAGCUUCACCCUGACGCCCAAGGUCUUGUCUCCUGCCAUGGUGAGUCAUCGUUCCUCCAGAUGGUGGAGGCUGUUGAUGGGCCGGGAGACUGGCAUUUUGAUCCUUGGCUCCAUGGCCUUCAACUUCAGCAUGGGCGUCACUGAGGGACCUGAGGUGGUUUUCUUUAAGGACUACUUCGGCUACAAUCAGGGCGACAUGUCGGACCUGCUGCUGGUGUCAUGCUUGGCCGCCUUGGUCUUGACGCCUUUCCUCCCAACGGUGCAAAGCUUGCUGGGUGAGCGCGAGUCCUGCGUGAUAGGAACGGUGGGAGUUAGCCUCUGCACCUUCCUGCUGAUCAUGGGAACCGGACACAAGUGGGUUCCCUGCUUUUGUUCAGGACUCUCCGUUGGACUCUUUGGAAGUAUGACUGGAUUGGGAUUCAUGGCCAUGGUGCAUGGCUGUUGCCCCAAGGAUCGCCUGGGAACUUUUUUGGGCAUCAAGAGCUUCUUUGAUAGCCUCGCUGGCACCCUCUCGCCUGCCUUUGGUGGUUGGCUGUACACCCGAGAUCACUUUCUUCCCUAUGGUUUGAGUGUGGGCCUGACGGCUGCCACUUCGGGCAUUUUUGCGAGCUUCGCACCGUUGCAGGAAAAACCAAAAGCCAUCAACAAGGAGGAGGUAGAGCCGAUGAUCGGCAAAGAAUUGGAAUCCGACGAGGAGGAAGGCGAAGCUAUGACGAGUUUGACCACCGAAAACCUGCCCUUCAGCAAGUCUACCAUGAUGUUGAAGCUGGUUACCAACGAGAUGGGUAUUUUGAUGGAUGAGCAGCUGGGGAAUUACUUCUAUUCCAAGAAUAACUUCAAGGCGGGUGGCAUCCGACGUUCAGCCACCAUCGGUGUGGAGAACUUCAUUUCGGCCGCGGAUGGCCGCACUCCACUGCGCGCCCGGCAACUGCGAAAUGCUUCGACCAAGCUGCUGGGACACAGUGGCAAAAUGUCGGCUGGGUCGGAAGUCGGUUGGCCCUUCGAUGCUGGCAACGUCCACGAAGCGCAGUUGAAGCUGGCUGAGCAGCGGCUUCAGGAGGUAACGAAUGAGUUGGACAUGCUCCGUGGUGCUACUGGCGCUGGCGACAGUAGAGGUGAUGAAAAUUCACCAAAGAAGACACCUCAGGCACCAAAGGUUCCCACCUCGCCACCUUCUUCGCCACCCAAGCUGACGCUUCAAAUAGGUGAUCGUAACCCCAAUCGCCUUGGAAGCCGCGUCAGUGGGGAAGCCAAAGUGAUGGAGACAUCACAUGACGGAUCACAUGGUUUCACUGAUGACGUCCUGGCCGAUCACUCGGAGGCGUCGCCGAACGAGUCGCCCGAUCACUCGCCACGGCCGCGGGUGGAGACGAUGAAUAGCGACGGUGAAAACGCUGAAAAGGAGGACUCCUUUGUGGAAGUCUCUCCUAGAGCUUGGAGUACACCGCUGCCGCUACCAGGCAUUGUGAUAGCAGAAGGCCAACGUCGUGUGUCUGAGUCUGGCAUGACCGGAGUGGUGCCCAGCGCAGGCGCAGCAAGCAACGGAACGGAGGUCUCGGUGAGUCCUGGACUUCCACGGCAGUUGUCGCGAAUGACUGGUGACCCUGAGAUGCGCUUCCGAGAAGAUGUGCCCCCAGAUCUGAAGUUGGCCAACGCUUGGCGCAAGAAGAGUAGUGGUACCACCUCGAAAGUGGCCAGGGCGGUGAGUAGCAAAACGCACGUGACGUUGAGCACCGAAGACGAGGAACUGCUGCUGCAGAUCUUGAAUCGGCUGGUGUUGGACCCCAGUAGCGGGAAACGCAUGUCCUUCGAGGUGUUUGGCCUGGUCCUGAUCAUUUACGACCUCUUUUGGCUACCCAUGCAGGUCUUUGACCCUCCGGUGAAUACCUUCACCGAAGUCAUGGGCUGGACCAGCAGUGUCUAUUGGUUGGUGGACAUCCCAAUGUCCUUCUUGGUGGGCAACAUCAGGCAGGGUAUCCUCGAGAUGAAGGUCCGCAAGAUCGCGAGGAUCUACCUGCGAGGCUGGUUCUGGUUUGACCUCCUGGUGGUGUCGGUCGACUGGGUUCUGAACAUCAUGGAAGUUGUCAACAACACCAAGAACGUCGGAGGCAUCAGCGCACUGCGCUUGGGCAAAGGCGUACGGGUGCUGAGGGUCUUUCGCUUGAUCCGCGUCCUGAAGGGCGGCGGCAUCUUGCAGGAGUUGCUGGACACAAUCCACUCGGAGCACUGUAUAAUUAUCGUUGGGAUUGUGAAACUGCUUGGUCUGAUACUUUGUGUCAAUCACAUCAUCGCCUGUCUCUGGUUCUGGGCGGGCAGCAGCGAGCACGAGGUCACCUGGAUCUCGGAAGCGGGUAUCAUGACAAGAUCUCUGGCAUACAAGUACGCCACAUGUUUGCAUUGGAGCCUGACCCAAUUCACGCCAGCCUCCAUGGAGGUCUAUCCGACCAAUGAAGAAGAGCGCAUUUUCUGUGUCUGCGUCAUCGUGUCUGCCAUGGUGAUCUUCUCCUCCUUCAUCUCGGCGAUUACGAACGCCAUGACGCAGCUCCGAAAUCUGAACAAAGAGAAGAUCGAACAGUUCUCGUUGUUGCGGAAGUACCUCACGCAGUGCAACGUGACCGGUGGCUUGAUGGCACGCGUCUUACAGAGCGUCAGCUCCGCAAUGAACAAGAACAAGCGGCGAGUGCACGAAGAAGACAUCAAGGUCUUACACCUUCUGCCGCUGAGCUUGCGACAGGACAUCAACCAAGAGGUCUAUUCUCCGUACUUCGUAGCGCAUCCCUUCUUUUCCGUUUGCAGUUCAUGCUUCGACGCCUAUGUGCGAAAGCUCUAUGCUUCUGGAUUGAAAGCCAAGUUCUUCCCCUCGGAUCAGGAGUUGAUCACCUCUGGGGAGCAGGCCAAAGAUAUGUGGUUCGUGGUCAGUGGCACGCUGAACUACAAGUCAGAUCGUCAGAUUUCGCCCAUACCCAUCUCCAUGACAGAAGGCACCUGGCUCUCUGAAGCCUGCCUCUGGGUCCACUGGGUGCACAAUGGCAUCGGCACUACAGCCUCAGAGUGCGACGUGUUGGCCCUGGACUCCAGCAAAUUCCAGGAUGUCUUCAAGGACGACGUCACCGUGAAACAUUACGCGGUGGCCUUCUGGAGUCAUUUCAUGUCGCAUCCGGUGGACUUGACGGACGUGUGGGCGGAUGAGGAAUGGCUCUUCCAGUGGUCCACGGAAGCUCUGCUCACGGCAGAGCGGUGUGUGGGCAGUGCCAUCCACCCCGACCAUCGCAAUGCGGACUUCCUGAAGCACGUCUCCGGAAAGCGGCGCAGCAGCAGUGCCAUGCUCGACGAGGCCUUGCUCGCCAAGGCGCACCGGGGUCACCGGAGUCACCGAUGGGUCACCGGUGACAGGAUUUGUUCGGAUCUCAAAGAGCUGCCUGGAUAA
Cladocopium goreaui is the source of this 6795-nucleotide messenger RNA. NCBI's taxonomy places the organism in Eukaryota, Dinophyceae, Suessiales, Symbiodiniaceae. The record is from the annotation of a GenBank genome assembly.